This is a messenger RNA of Dromiciops gliroides (monito del monte), 759 nucleotides long. It is a transcript of the gene LCNL1, whose product is annotated as lipocalin like 1. NCBI's taxonomy places the organism in Eukaryota, Metazoa, Chordata, Mammalia, Microbiotheria, Microbiotheriidae. Gene Ontology annotation, molecular function: small molecule binding. The transcript is spliced from 7 exons. The record is from RefSeq and is a predicted model, not a curated record. Bases 50 to 604 code for a protein of 184 amino acids.
ACUCCCAAGUCUUGGUGGCUGCAGAUUUAGUGCUGAGUGAACACCCAAGAUGAUGAAGGCUGUGCUUCUGGGAUGCCUACUGGGAUUGCUGUGGGGCUCUCCAGUUCAAGCCGACAUCCCUCUUCAGGCCAACUUUGACAACAGCAAGUUUCAGGGUUUGUGGUAUAUCGUCGCAGCGGCAUCUGAUGACAAUGACUUUUUGGCCAUGAAGGACAACAUGAAGAUGCCAAUCACUUUUGUGACUUCUCUGGCCAAUGGUGACUUGUCCGUCAAGACAGUUUACCCAGGGCCUGAUGGUAGGUGCCAGAAAAUAGAUGCCACCUUCACCAAGGGUGCAGUGCCAGGACAAUUCAGCAAUCCAGGCAUGGGCCAGGAGGACAUCAGUGUGUUGAACUCUGACUACAAACAUUAUGCCAUUCUUCGAAUUAAGAUGAACAAGGGAGGUGUUCAAAGAGUAAUGAUGCAGCUGUACUGCCGAUCUCCAGAGCUCUUUGCUGAAGGUGCACAAAGAAUGCAAAUGUUGGCACCCAAAUUAAACCUGAACCCCAGCCAGGGCGCCAUCUUCGCUAAGUCAGAUGAGUGUAACAAGGCCCUCACCAAGUGAUAGCUGACAUGACCCCUGCUGGAGUUCAGGCUGAGGCCUCAUCAGUCACCCACCUGAUUGUCCCCCUGCUCCCCACCCCAGCAUUGCCCGAAGCUGAGACUUUUUCUUUCUUUCCUCCCAGAAUCCUCCUCACUACCCAAAUACUAAAUAAACAG